Bursaphelenchus okinawaensis is the source of this 384-nucleotide messenger RNA. NCBI's taxonomy places the organism in Eukaryota, Metazoa, Nematoda, Chromadorea, Rhabditida, Aphelenchoididae. The record is from the annotation of a GenBank genome assembly.
AUGUAUUUUUGUUAUUUAGUAGAAGUUAAGAACACAAAGAACGCAACAGUUUGUAAUGCGUUGUGCUCUUAUCUCGCGAUCAGUGGCGACGGCCACGGAAAGCGGAGGCCGGCCUGCCUGGCCACAUUCCUUAGCGGCCAAAGAGGCAGCCGAAAAGACGCCCUGCACAGAAAUGCGAGGCUGCCUACGCUGUUGCUAGCCCGGAAAGCGCUGAAUGUUGCCAAUCGACCCCUGAUCUUACUCGGUACGACCAGCCCCAUCGCCUCAACACUGUCCAAAUUAGAUUUGGAAAUUGACCUGCUGUGCUUAGACAAGUGUGGAGUUGUAUCAACUUCAGCGGCCAUCACAGUGAUGGGUCCUUCAAACAAGUGUAACGUAUGGUAG